AUGAGAAAAAAAAAGACGUUGCGCCGAAAUGCCAGGCAGAUUGCAGACCACCUCAAGAAAAUCGAACAGGAGUGUAGUCAGUUAAGCAAACACAUUAGGAGAGUAGAAGAAGAGAGGAAGUCAUUUGAAAUAAGCACUUCUUUACUAAAAAAGUACCACUCUUACGUGGACAGUAAUUUGCUCAAUAAUGGCGUCCCCAUUUCUACCUCUAGCAGCGUCUUUGUAAAAAGCUGUGGGAUUAUUUUUUCCUGGAAAACAAUUUUAGAGGACCCCGACAAUGCAACUCAGGAUGGAUGCUACAGUGGUUAUGCGGAGAGCCGUCAUUCGGACUGCGUCAUGGGGGAGUCUCAUAUGAUCGUGGAGGGGGCACCUCACAAGAGGAGCAAACUUCUAUGGAGAGAAGCACAGGUCGGCUUUUCCGAUGUUUGUAGUUCCCCUGGUGGAGCUUCCCCACUUGGCAGUAACCCAAUAUCAGGGAAGAAGUCCACACGCGGGGCAACAACUUUUCCCCGUGAUGGAACCAGUUGGAGUGACUGUUCGGGGGGAACGCAUGGUCACAGUAGCGGUGAUCUGUGGAACGCGGAGGGCGAAAGGGAAAAGGUUGCUCCAGGGAAGAACAGCCAAUUUUUGGGCCAAAAAGUGGGAAGGGGGGGAAGAAGCCACGAAAAAAAAAACUCCACGGUAAAGCCAAACCGUUCGUACUAUUCUGUUGGGAGGGAAACCCCCCACACACGCGGAUUUUUACACUCCUUUGAAGAGGGCACUUCGCCAAACGGCAUGCGUGAUGAUCGGGGCGUGGCUAACCAAUUGAGUCACUUUACUAUUGCACGUAGAAAUGGAGAUAAAAAAAAAUGUGAAAUUUCUGCUGCGUCGUCCCUGCACCCAGGGGAUGGUCAGUCCAUACCCCCCGUCGGUCCACACAACGGAAACGACAACAACGACAGCGAAAACGACGAUCACAGCGAUAAUAAUGAGAGGGAAAGGCAAGACGAGAGAGGUUCUGCCGACUCGUACGUUGAUCGGAUCAGGAAGGGAAAAAUGUUCGCCUUCUUUACCAACAAAAGUGAGAACAAAUACAACCCCUUUUCCCACUUUGUGAAUAACGUAAAGAGGAUUUUCUUCUUCAGUGAAAAAGAGGAAGAACAAAAUGGGAGGUGCACAAGUGACAAAGAGAAAAGCGAACUCAUGACCUCGUUAAAAUUUAAAUGCUUAGUGAAGUCUAAAAAAAUUGUAAUGUAUGCAUGUGUGUGCCCACACUGCGAAAAACAUUUCUACCUUUUGUUAAAGAAGAGCGGAAGGAAGAAGAUCGUGCCAAGGGUUUUGUCCCCCUCCCAAUUUGCCGCAAUGAUUACCCUCUUGAGAGAGCAAUCGAUUGGUGGAGGCGAAGGGGGGAUAGCCACGGGGCGUAACGACAUCCCCCACUUGGACACCCACUCGAUCGAAUAUUUUUCCGACUCUGUGAUGACUCCCCACGAGGCUAACCAAAACAGGAGAGAGCACUUUUGCAACUGCUAUGUGGGGAUGGACGAGGGGGACGCCGGCCUGUUCGGGGACCCCAACGUGCUGGCCUACUUGUGA
Molecule: messenger RNA, 1578 nt
Organism: Plasmodium coatneyi
Lineage: Eukaryota; Apicomplexa; Aconoidasida; Haemosporida; Plasmodiidae
Exons: 1
Coding region: 1-1578 (525 amino acids)
Source: RefSeq, a predicted model, not a curated record